Postia placenta MAD-698-R-SB12 is the source of this 684-nucleotide messenger RNA. RefSeq lists its product as hypothetical. Bases 1 to 684 code for a protein of 227 amino acids. The transcript has 4 exons. The record is from RefSeq and is a predicted model, not a curated record. Lineage: Eukaryota; Fungi; Basidiomycota; Agaricomycetes; Polyporales; Adustoporiaceae.
AUGUCCCAAAUAACAAAAUUUCUUCACAACAAGGCCUUAGUCACAUCACAAUUAAACGACGCCACAAUCGCCGACUGGCUGAAACCUUCUCGGGGCGAAGCCAUGGCUAGGUUGCGAACCAACGGGCUCAGUCUCCUUACCGCCGUCGUCCUCACACAUCUCCUGCCUGUGCCGUCGCCUUGGACAGCGAUUUCCGUGCUACGCGAGCGCAUACCAGCUAGCGGGCUGUACUAUUUACUGUGUAGUGUUGAGGUGCUCCUGCUUGCCAUCCUCAGCAUCAACAUCCUGCAAGUGACAUACGCACUGAAAUAUCCACACGCCACGGUUGUACCACCUCCAAGACCAUCGCCUGCUAAAACUGUUGGAGCGUCUUCGCCAAAGCGUCAGUGGCGCCUAAAGGGUCUGUCGCCAGAUUCGACUCCUCAGCGACAGAAAUCAUUCUCAUACGCCGCGUCACCCGUAUCUACCCCGUCGCGAACGCUGAACUACACAAUCCCGCCAUCAGCGCCUUCGCCGUUUGACUCGUCGUUCUCAAGCUCUGUAGGUUCGGUACCGGGGUCACCCAGUUCACCAUUGGCAGCUUAUCGGGGGCGGCAUAGCACUGUCGCAGGUCGCGCAUUCGAUGGUUCUCUCCUUAGUAGACUAGCCCGCGCAGCCUCAUCCUCCGAGGACGAGGACGAAUGA